GUGAUAAGUGAUAACACGAGAUGACAACUCUGAAAGAAAAAUUCAAAAACCGUUUGCUUGUAUAAAGUUUGUUUAUAGUUUGUAACUUAAAUCAAAAACAGUUUAUGAACAUUUCCCUCAGAUUUGUAUAUAUUUAUUUCACUUUGUUUCCUUGAAAUUUAUUUAAUUAGUGUCUUUUUUUUUUAUUGCAAUAAUGGCGCCCCAAAAAGGAAAAACCGGUACCAGAGGUCAAAAACAGAUCCUGGAAGAGAACUCGGCGACGUUGAAGUUUUACCGUAACAUGAUAAUCGCCGUCAGCGCCAUUUAUGUGGUUUUCAAUUUAGUGUUUGAAAAUGUUCUUUCACUUACAAGCAUAUUUAUUUACGCGUUAAUCAUAGCGUCACACGCAGGCAGUUACCAAUUUAUGUCAUACAUGGCCAACGCAAAGUAUACAGAAAGUGGCCAGUUACUAGAUUCCGGCACUGAUCUCAAUAUGGAAGGAGGCUUGGCUGAGCACACUAAGGACUUGAUUAUUUUGACUUCGGGUUGUCAACUGUUGUCGAUGAUUAGCAACUAUUUUUGGUUCCUUUGGCUUUUGGCACCGGGCCGAGCAUUUUGGAUUUUAUGGAAAAACUUUUUGGGACCGUACUUGGCGCAAAAAUCUGCUGACGAACCACCGGAAAUAAGCGAGAAAAAACAAAAGAAAUUGGAAAGGCGGCAAAAGCGACAGCAAAACGUUCGCCAUUAGUUUUGUGAACGGCCGUCAAACGAGCUUAAUAUAUAUUUUGUGUUUGUAAGAGUUUUUUUUCAGUGUUGUACAAUAUCUAAUUUAGAUAUGUAAUCUUUGUAAUUAUCUUAUGAGAAAAGUAUUUGAAUUGUUUUUUUUAUAUAGUUGAAUUACGAUUUUACUAAACGUAUACAACAACUCAACGCCUUUUGUAGUAUAAUUAUAAUUUUUUUUUUUGUCAAUGUUUUUUAAAAUGUAUUUUUUCUUAUUUUUUACUCGAAAGUCAAUUGUAAAGAAACGGUUUAUAAAAUUACUCGUACGUAACACGACGCUGUUUUAAUAA
Messenger RNA from Adelges cooleyi (spruce gall adelgid), 1049 nucleotides. RefSeq names its product transmembrane protein 208. The coding region runs from base 194 to 727 and encodes 177 amino acids. The record is from RefSeq and is a predicted model, not a curated record. Gene Ontology annotation, cellular component: intracellular membrane-bounded organelle. Gene Ontology annotation, biological process: vacuolar protein processing. Lineage: Eukaryota; Metazoa; Arthropoda; Insecta; Hemiptera; Adelgidae. The transcript is spliced from 5 exons.